GGUUCAGCGUGGUAGCUUUGGAUUCGAGUAUACGUGUAUGUGGUACUAUUAGGUUUUCACCAACAUUCUAAGAGAAAAGUAAUAAUGUAACAAGAAUAUUAAAAUACCAACUUAUAUUAUUUUAAUUUCUGGGAGAGGGUUAUAUUUAAUAUAUCAAAUUCUAAAAUACCGUAAUCUUACUUCAAAGAAAUAAUUAUGCUCUACGACCUUCACAGCAUUUUACUUCGUUGCUCUGGCAACGUUUCAAAUAUAUUUACUCCGGGUGAGAGAAGGCUUAUUCGAGCUUUGUUCAUUAAUGAACCAACGUUAAAUAUCAAAAACUGGAAGUUUUGCAUUCAAUUUAUAGUUAUUCUUCUUUUUAUAUCAAGCGCCAAUUCACAGUCGGCUCAAGUUGAUACAAAUGCAUAUAAUAAGUCGUUGCAAUCCAUUUAUUACAAGACUUUCAACAGGAAAUUACCAGAACCAAUACUAGAUUCUUUGAAUUUAAACAUAAACCAAAUUCCUUCAUUAUCAAAAGAAAUGAAGUUUAUUACAAAAUUAAAGCAUAGAUAUAAAAGGAAUAAUACUGUCAAAGUACAAAAUGAAUCAUUAGAAAGACCUGAUGAACUUGAUAAUGGAAGAAAAGUGGUGAAUAGUACUAACACUAACACUGGUAUAAACAUCUGUGAGAAAUGGGGAACAUGUAGCCAGCUGUGUGUCUCUUUAGACAACAGUAAUGGUAGUUAUGAAUGUGGAUGUGAAAAAGGAUACCAACUUCAACAGGAUAAGUUUUCCUGUGUUAGCAUAGAUUCCAAACCUGCUGUAUUGUUAAUUACAUCUGCAGAAGGUCUGAUCAGGACAUCCUUGGAUGGAGAUGAAGAGUUAUUGACAGACCACAGCCAUCACGGUGCUUUAGAUUACUUGUACCUUAAAGAUGAAAGUCUGAUGUUUUGGAGUGAUGUAUAUGAAGACAAAAUUUAUUCUGGUUCCUUUGAUGGUUCUUCUGUGAAAAAUGUGAAACCAAUUGUUGAAGGAAAUGUAGAGUCUGUUGAAGGCAUAGCCGUGGAUUGGAUUCGAUGGCAUAUCUACUGGGUUGAAAGCCAUUACCAACAUAUUGAAUUAGCCUCUUUUGAUGGAUCAUUUAGAACCUCUUUAAUGUCAGACCUGAUCCGGCCACGUGCUAUUGCUCUGGAUCCUGAAAUAAGCUUCUUGUUUUGGACUGACUGGGAAAAAGAGAAACCAAGAAUUGAAAGAAGUGACUUAAGUGGUCAAAAUAGAAGGGUUCUUGUUGAUAUAAACUAUAUCGAGAGAGGGGGCUGGCCUAACGGCUUGACCUUGGACCGAAUUCUUCAGGUGGUGUAUUGGGUGGAUGGCAAGUCUGGCAUUCUUCAUGCUGUAAGGUAUGAUGGAAACAAUCAUCGUAUGGUGUACAAGAACGAGUUAUCCAGGCAUCCAAUGUCAUUAGCCCUCUUUGGUAAUUAUGUCUACUGGACUGAUAAAAAAGAACAUACAGUCACCCAGAUAAAUCGUUGGUCAAGAAAAGAGAUGAAAACACUGUUGUUGAAGGAGCAUAGUAUUUAUGACAUCAAAGUUUUUCAUUCUUCUUUACAGCCAGGUAUGGCAGACCCUUGUCAACUUGGUAACAAUGGCUGUUCUCACAUAUGUGUCCUGAAUUCUGGCAGGAAACCAACCUGUGUUUGCCCUUAUGGAAUGCUUUUAUCAAGUGAUGAGAAGACAUGUAAAAAGCCAGCGUAUCUACUUGUCUACUUCUGUAGUGAAAGUAAUGGUACAAAAAACAUUAUUGGUAUUAAAGAUCUAAACAUAUCAAGUACAAAGUGGCUUUAUCCACCUAUUUCAUUGGGAAACAACCAGAUAAUUCCUAAGUCAAGAAUUGCUGUUCAUCCAGGAACUGACACUAUUUUUUGGGCAGAAGGAAAUAGCCUGUGGAAACAGGAGUUUUCUGGAAAAGCAAAGAAACUGUUACAAUUAGCUCAGAGACAAAUCUUAUCUGUAACAGUUCAUUCACCUUCCCAGAAUUUGUACUUGUCAUCAAUGGUGGACGACAAGGAUGGUAAUGUCACCUAUUAUAUCUCAGUCUGUUCUGUAGAAGGGGAAUUUUUUACCGAUAUUUUUUUUGUCGAUCAUCUGUUUUUAAAACAGAUACUCGACAAAGAUCUUUUGCCACGAACCUUGCAGUGUGACAAAUUAGAAUAUGAAAUCAACACAAAGUAA
Messenger RNA from Limulus polyphemus (Atlantic horseshoe crab), 2211 nucleotides. RefSeq names its product very low-density lipoprotein receptor-like. NCBI's taxonomy places the organism in Eukaryota, Metazoa, Arthropoda, Merostomata, Xiphosura, Limulidae. The transcript has 13 exons. The coding region runs from base 196 to 2211 and encodes 671 amino acids. The record is from RefSeq and is a predicted model, not a curated record.